AUGUUCAACAAAAAAGACAAUUAUAAUGUUUUGAGAAAUUCUAUGAAAAGCUAUUUACAAAAUAAAGAAAUGGAUCAAGAUAGAUGGGAAUACAUACAUUCUUUCUUGGGAGGUGCUGGGAAAGUAGACAGUAAUGAUGAAAAAAUGACAGAGAAAGAAGUCAAAGAAGCCAUAAAAGAAUUGACAGUCAAAAGGGCACUGGGUCCUGAUAAUAUAGCAAGUAUAUUUUAUAAGUAUUUUAGUAGUUUUAACUGGUAUUAUAUCGUAUUAUACAAUUUUAAGUCUCUUACUGAGAGUCUUAAUUUGGGAAACAUUAGUUUUAUUAAAGAAAGGGAUGAAGGGAUUUUAAUGGUUAACAAUUAUCUACCCAUCACCCUUCUAAAUGGUGACUACAUGAUUUUAGUGAUCAUCAUGGCCAAACAUAUUAUUCAUCACAUAGAUAAUAAAAUUAAUAUUAGGCAGAGUGCUAGGGUGCCUGGACACAGUAUACAACAGAACCUUGUCACUUUAAAACUAAUUCAAGAGAUAUACAAAUGUAAGAAAGUGCCACUUUUCAUGGUCACACUUGGCAUACACAAUGCCUUCAAUUCUGUAAUUAUGGAUCUAUUAAUGAAAAUUUAA
Messenger RNA from Centruroides sculpturatus (bark scorpion), 621 nucleotides. RefSeq lists its product as uncharacterized. NCBI's taxonomy places the organism in Eukaryota, Metazoa, Arthropoda, Arachnida, Scorpiones, Buthidae. The coding region runs from base 1 to 621 and encodes 206 amino acids. The transcript has a single exon. The record is from RefSeq and is a predicted model, not a curated record.